AUGGGGAACGAACAUAGUUUGCGCACGGCUUCGCAUAGCCACUUCGACACUGACAACGACGCAUUAGUGGACGGAGACGACAUGCGGAGGUUUUCGUCGCCCUCGAUUCACGGCCAAGCCUCCCCGGCAUUUCCGCAGAAGCUCGGCUCCGUAACUGCAUGCAGCGGCCCCAGCCAGGGAGGCCAUGGCUGGUCGCGGAAGAGAGCGCAAGGCAUCAAACUGCUACCGCUCUCGGAAUCCCUGCCGCUCGCAAAGAGGCUACAGGCGGAGAGACUGAGAGACGGAGAUGCAGGAUUCGACGGUCUGCGUGUCAGUGGGAUAAAGAGCGAGAAUGUCCCCAAAAACUUUGCCGUGGAACUGCGGAAAGCAAUCAAGUGGCGGCGAGCGACUGUCACGGACCUCCUUCGCCGAAACCCUCAAGUCACUAACAGCGGAUUGUUGUUUUCGGGCGAUUCGGAGUGUUUGGCGGUGAUGAGCGAAGUCGUCCGUCGCCGAGGCGCUUCCCUGCUGUCGGCAUUUUUUGAGGGCAGUGCAUGCGCGCCCGAACAGAUCUGGCCGAGCAACGCUCCGGACGCCUUGGGACCGCCGCUGGCGCGUCUGUUUUCUCCGCAGAUCUUGGGCGACGCGUCGAAAGGCACUUCCCACUGCAGCGACGAACUGCUUCAGGCGGCGACUUGGUCUUCCCCCUCCUCUCCGGUUCAGCGCCUGGCAGCCUCUCCGCGCUGCUCGGGGGAUGGGACCUCGGCGUCUUCGCACUCUGCCGCCGCAGGCCCGAGCCAGUACACGUAUUUGUACCUUCCUGCGCCUCCGGACCAGAAAGGCGCGAACGAGCGGUCGAUGGCUCUGCGCGAUAAUCCGGGGGGUCUCCAGGAGAAGGGCCGUUUCCUCACCUCGUCUUGGUCUGUCUUAAGCAAACACGGCUCAGCCUGGUAUGAAGCGAAGCAGCCGCCGCGGGAGAGUCAAGAGGGCAAGCGCGUCCUCCGAGCGCUCGCUCAACAGCGGGCGCUCAGGCUCGGCGACGUCAUUCUGCUGGAAGGAGACUCCCGGUGCAUCGCCACGAUGCUGGAACACGUCAGCCGGCCGAGCCUCUUCCUCGUAGCCGCUGCGGCCGCUGCGGGCGCUGAAGCCGUCGAAACUCUCCUUAGGAAAGGCGCCAAUCCAAACAGAGUCGUGCACGGUCUGAGCCCGCUCAACGUGGCAGCGUCUUCCCUCCAGGCAGCACACAAGAAGGUUGAGCUUCUGCUGCGCUACGGCGCCGCUCCCGACAGUCCGCUUGUCCCCGUCGCCGCGCAUGCAGCCCCUGCGCGGGUGACGUACGCGCUGUCGGCGCCUGACCGACCGGUCCCCACAGUCGCAGAUUCCGAGGAUGUGCCCGCGCUGAUGCAUGCAGUCAUCACUGGAGAUCUCAGACUGGCAGAGCUCCUUCUCCAGCAAGGCGCCGAUCCGAACAUCUUCGUGGAGGCACUGGGUCUGCCAACCCCGCUCUUCCAGGCUGUCUUUUGGGGAGAUUUGAAAAUGGUCCAGCUGCUCUGUGCGUACGGAGCAGACCCAUACAUUGCGAAGCAGAACGGAGAGACUGUGUUUCAGACAGCCAGUCGGGCACUGAAAUUCGCCUUGCUCCGGAAGCCGAAACACAUCGCGCAGCUGCCCCUCCCUCGGACUUCGCCGGCACGCUGUCGACAGGUCCAACGCGCCCUCGACGACUGCUGCGCCGCGCGAGCGACUGCACGCACCGCGGCGAGUGUCUCCGCGGUCGGCCCCUCGGAAACACUUGGUCUGCAGGCGCGCCGAGCGGGCUUUCGCGCCACGUGGGAGAGUCGCGUGCUGGCCCCCGCGAGGCGCGAAGACGCGAGGGGCGACGCAAAAAUCGAGCUCGAAGUGGAGACUGCCACGGAGGCAACAACCUCGUCGGAACGACCGCUCGACGAUCCCAGGGAGAACCACGCCCUCGUGCAUGCAGGGACAUUGUUUUUGGAAUUCGAAUUCGCAGGUGUCCAAGUGCUGCCGAAGCGCAUGCAGUCCUCGGUCGAAUCAGCCCACCGACCUCAGGCAGCCUCCCCGGCCUCCACCGCGCCGACGCCGCCCCGAAGUUUUCUGGCACGGGGCAUGCGCCUGUCGUCAUCGGUUUGUGGCGAGGAAAAGGUGGGAAGCAGGGCGGCGGACAACCGAAUCUCAGAGGCCGCUCACCCAGGUAACGAGGCGCAAGCACAUGUCCCUGGGAACUUCGCGACUCGUCCUCGCCGGCAGAAGGUUGGACCUGACAAGCCUGCACCGGCGAAGAAGGCGACUGCGGCGAGGAAGGACCGCGGUGCGGCCUCGAGUUUCUCUUUCGAAAGUGCAACGAAACCCAAAGAGAAAACGGAACAGAGUGGCCGCAAAAGCUCAGACCGCUCUCAAAUGCCAACCACUGCGAUGCUCUUGGGAAAGGGUCUCUCUCUGUCCUUCAGUCUUCGAGAUGACGGAUCGUUCCUCGUCGAGCAAAUCGACUAG
Neospora caninum is the source of this 2490-nucleotide messenger RNA. Its product is annotated as putative ankyrin repeat-containing protein. The transcript is spliced from 7 exons. The record is from RefSeq and is a predicted model, not a curated record. The coding region runs from base 1 to 2490 and encodes 829 amino acids. Lineage: Eukaryota; Apicomplexa; Conoidasida; Eucoccidiorida; Sarcocystidae. Gene Ontology annotation, molecular function: protein binding.